ACCCCCACGGCGCUUGUUAUCCAUCCACCACGCAGCCGCCUUCUCCUUCCGGGCCUCUCGCCGUCUUCCUCCUCCCCACCGCCCUCGCCUCAAAACCCCCGCCCCCGCCCCCGCCCCCUAAAAACCCUAGCCCUCGAAUUCUCCCCCGCCCGCUCGGAGCGUACGGCCCGCUACACAGGCGCAUGGCGUCCUCGACGGCCGCCAACCUCUGGGUGCUGCUGGGCCUCGGCAUCGCCGGCGUCCUCCUGGCGGCGAAGCGGCUCAAGCGGCCGGCCCGCCCGGACCACGGCGCCUUCGUGUCGCGCCUCGAGCUCCUGCCGCCUCCCCAGCCCCCGCCGCCCCAGGCACGCCACCCCCUCACCGACCUCUGCUUCGCCAUCGCCGACGCAUUCCAUGUCAGUGGCUAUAUAACAAGUUUCGGCAGCCUAGAAUGGGCGAAGACACACGAUGAAGCAACACAAACAUCUCUAGUGGUUUCAACUCUUGUAGACGGUGGUGCUAUUUGUGUUGGGAAAACUGUUAUUGAUGAGAUGGCAUAUAGUAUCCAUGGCGAGAAUAAACAUUUUGGUACACCAACAAAUCCUGCAGCUUCCGAUCGAGUACCUGGAGGAUGCUCAAGUGGAUCAGCUGUCGCUGUUGCUGGUGGCAUGGUAGAUUUCGCCUUGGGUAUUGAUUCCAUUGGAGGAGUAAGGGUACCAGGUGGCUAUUGUGGGGUACUGGCGUUCCGUCCUUCGCAUGCUGUUAUAUCCAACAGCGGUGUUAUUCCUGUAGCUCCUAGCCUAGACACUAUAGGCUGGUUCGCAAGGGAUCCGAUUGUAUUGCGUCGUGUUGGUCAUCUUCUUCUGAAAUUAUCUUAUACUGAUAUUCGUCUACCCAGACACUUCUACAUAGCAGAUGAUUGUUUUGAAAUUUCAAAGAUACCUGCAAGAAGGUUAACUCAGGUGGUCACAAAAUCUGUGGAAAAGCUGUAUGGAAGACAAGUCUUGAGUCAUGUGAAUCUUGGAAAUUAUUUGGCUUCAAAAAUACCCAGCCUUCGGAACUAUUCAAACGGGCAAAAGAAUGGGGACUCAAAGUUUUCUUCAUUGCAAGCACUUUCUAGUGCCAUGCAGUUGCUUCACAAGCAUGAAUUUAGAGAUCAGCAUAACGAGUGGAUAAACUCGGCAAAGUCGUCUGUUGAUGCUUCCAUAGUUGGUAAUUUGUCUGAUGAUGGUGAUUCGACUAUUAAUAUCAUCCAAGAUGUAAGAAAGGAAGUGCGCUUAGCUCUCAACACACUUCUUAAGGAUGAUGGGAUUCUGGUCAUCCCAACUGCUUUGGGAUGCCCUCCAAAAAUUAAUGCUAGGGAGCUCUCAUCUACAAGCUACAAUGCUGAGACAUUGUGCCUUCAAUCUUUAUCUAGUAUGUCUGGGUGUUGUCAGGUUACUGUUCCCAUUGGUACACAUGACAAGUGUCCUAUUUCGGUUUCCUUCAUCGCAAGGCAUGGUGGUGAUCGUUUUUUGCUGGACACCACUCAAGCCAUAUAUGCCACCAUCCAAGAGCAAGUUGAGAUCCUAGCAAAAUCUAAUGCUUCAAGUAAAGAGGCCAUGAACGAAGAAGCUGCUGAAGCUGCUAAAGAGAAAGGGAACAGUGCAUUUAAGGAGAAGCAAUGGCAAAAGGCAAUAAAUUUAUAUACUGAAGCAAUCAAAUUAAAUGGCAAAGUAGCCACAUACUACAGUAACAGAGCUGCGGCUUUUCUAGAACUAGCCAAUUACCGCCAAGCUGAGACAGAUUGCACUAGCGCCAUCGAUAUUGAUCCAAAGAUUGUCAAAGCUUAUUUGCGAAGAGGCACGGCAAGAGAGAUGCUUGGCUACUAUAAGGAGGCUGUCGACGAUUUUAGCCAUGCGCUUGUUCUAGAACCAAUGAACAAGACGGCCGGUGUAGCCAUUAACAGAUUAAAGAAGCUGUUUCCGUAAGUGCCAAGCCCAUGGAAUUAUUUCUUUGUGAAAAUAUGGCUGCUGAUUUUGUGCACAAACAACUUCUUCGUAUCUGGGGGAUGGAAUGGAAGUACCUGAGCGCAACGGAUCUGUGAUGCUACAUAUGCUCUGUGCGCCUUGCAAGGUACUGAAUCGUCAUUGCUGGUGGCGAGGGAGUUAUAUCAUCUGUGGAGUGAUUUCACUCGUUUCCCCCCAAGUUUUGAGAAAGCAAAGUAAAAAAAAAGCAUAGGUUUGGAGAGUAACGUCCCCAAAUGUGAUUUACCGAUGCCCUCUGGUCAUGUAUAAUAUUGAUUUUGACAGUUAUUUGUUGAAACAGCUUGAUUUUGCCAGUAAAA
This is a messenger RNA of Hordeum vulgare subsp. vulgare (domesticated barley), 2305 nucleotides long. RefSeq names its product outer envelope protein 64, chloroplastic. Gene Ontology annotation, molecular function: protein binding. The transcript is spliced from 13 exons. The coding region runs from base 183 to 1949 and encodes 588 amino acids. The record is from RefSeq and is a predicted model, not a curated record. NCBI's taxonomy places the organism in Eukaryota, Viridiplantae, Streptophyta, Magnoliopsida, Poales, Poaceae.